AUGAGGGACCCUCAGUUACUGAAAGGAAAGGUUCUAGAGCCAGCAGUAGCAAAUUGUACUAGUACUGAUGUAAAUAAGAUUGAAGAAGUAUCUUUGAUCUUAUCUUCGUUGCAAGAAGUCGCUUCGCCGGUAUUGCUGGAUGUCCAUGAAGCCAGCAUGGUUUCCAAUCCAUUGCAAAUCUCGGAUAUUAUCGCCGAUGAUAUAAUGAGUCUCGAACUGCACAAUGAAAAUUGGAAUUCCGAUAUUGAGGAGUUAAUCUCGGAACAUAUGGAUAUUUCAUUCAUCACCAAGCCUACAAGAUCUUCCCCACGACCAUUUCCAAUAGAUCCAUCCCCUAUUCUCGCGAGCUAUCAACCAAAAGAUAUUACAUACUAUGCACUUUACCAACCUACCCCUCAAUUGCUACUCCCUGAAGGUGACGAUGAACUUCCACCGUUCAUCCACCCUAAUUUCAACAACCGCAAAGCGCUCCCCGCACCGCUAGCUACAUGUGCCGUCCUCGCACAAUGGAUAAGUGUGAAGAAUGAGGAUAAUGUUUUGUUCAUAUGGGGGUGCAUCAGAAUGGAGAUUGAUAGAAUAUGUGCCCAGUAUACAACAUAUAGCAUAGAAGAUUCCGUCGCUACUCUUCAAGCCAUAACGAUUUAUUUCAUUCUUCGACUUUCGGAAGAUAAUGAGAAGGCAACAAGUUUCGAUGUUCGAUUCAUUUCCACAAUGAUUAAAGUCUCUAUGCAGGUUGCACACUUGGCAGAAGACCUCCAAAAUGAGGUUGUUCCAUCGUGGAAAGAAUGGGCACUAGCCGAAUCUAUAUGCCGCACAAUUAUAAUACUAUUCUUUGUCGACCUCUUCUAUGACGUCUCCUCCUCAGUCACAGAAUAUCGCUGCGACGGAAAUCGCCUAAAAUAUAUGGCUCUACCCUGUUCUCGCAAACUCUGGAGAGCGACUAGAAAUGAAGCGUGGGAAAUUGAGUAUACGAAUUCUAUGAGAGGCGAACGGCUUACCUAUGGAGAUCUGAUAAAUUCUCGGAAUAGGCCUCAGGAUCGGACGUUAGAUGGAUGGUUAUCUCAGUUGGAUGACUUUGGAAUGCUAGUUCUGGCUGCGGCGAGUCUGGCUUCGUGA
Messenger RNA from Botrytis porri, 1116 nucleotides. RefSeq lists its product as uncharacterized. The transcript has 5 exons. Bases 1 to 1116 code for a protein of 371 amino acids. Lineage: Eukaryota; Fungi; Ascomycota; Leotiomycetes; Helotiales; Sclerotiniaceae. The record is from RefSeq and is a predicted model, not a curated record.